This is a messenger RNA of Ilyonectria robusta, 1617 nucleotides long. RefSeq names its product Bestrophin, RFP-TM, chloride channel-domain-containing protein. NCBI's taxonomy places the organism in Eukaryota, Fungi, Ascomycota, Sordariomycetes, Hypocreales, Nectriaceae. The record is from RefSeq and is a predicted model, not a curated record. Bases 1 to 1617 code for a protein of 538 amino acids. The transcript has a single exon. Gene Ontology annotation, molecular function: chloride channel activity.
AUGGGCGACGAAAGCUACUCCAACGCGUCCGGCAAGACCUUCGUCACGCGCCCGACCAUCGACACCACCAAGAUCAAUGACCCCAUCCAGCAGGUCAAGCAGCAAGAGGCGGAUCCUAACAAGCGCCUCCAAAGCCUCGACAUCCCGCCUCUUGAACAUGUUCUCUCCCCGCCCUCGCCCAACAUGGAGAUCAAUGCGAGCAUGUUCCGCCGCCAGACCUCGCUCGACAUCGACGACUACUUCACAGGCCCUCGCAACAUUAGCAAGCACUCCAAAUGGCCCCUCAUCAUGCAGAUGCACGGCAGCAUCAUCCCCAAGCUGAUUGUCCCGUUGCUCCUCGUCAGUGGCUGGGCCUCUGCCAUCACCGCCAUCUCCAUGAAAGUCCACAGCCUCAGCGUCAAUUCUGUCCUCCUGACCAUUCUGGGUUUCGUCGUCGGUCUGUCCUUGUCCUUCCGCUCCUCCACCGCAUACGAGCGUUACGCCGAGGGUCGUCGCUUCUGGGGUCAGCUCACUCUCGCCUCCCAGGCUCUUGGCCGCACUUUCUGGAUCCACGCGAGGGACGUUGCCAAUGAGGAUCCUCGCGAGGCCAUCCUCGAGAAGAUCAGCGCCAUGAACUUGGUCGUCGCCUUCUCCAUCGCCCUCAAGCAUUCCCUGCGCUUCGAGCCCUACAGCACCUACCCCGACCUCCAGCACCUCAUUGGCCACCUUAACACGUUUGCCAAGGAUGCUAUCAUUGCCGAGCCGGAUCUCCCUCUGACCAGGCGCAAGAACUUCUUCAAGUCCACGGGCGAGUACCUCGGUAUCUCCUUCGCCGCCAGCAACCCCCGAAAGGCCCUCAAGAAGACCACCCAGCACCUCGGUAACCUGCCCCUCGAGAUCCUCAACCAUCUCGCCCUCACCCUUGAUCACAUGGUCGAGAAUGCGCAACUUCCCGUCCCCAUGCAACAGACGGUUGCCUACAACCACCUCACCAUGAUGAACGACGUCAUGGUCGGCUGCGAGCGUGUCCUCAACACCCCUCUCCCCAUUGCCUACAACAUCGCCAUCAGCCAGAUCACCUUCGUCUACGUCAUUCUUCUGCCCUUCCAGCUCGUCGGUACUCUUAAGUGGAUCGCCAUUCCUGCUACCAUUGCCGCCGCAUACAUCAUCUUUGGCCUGCUCUUCAUUGGUCAAGAGAUUGAGAACCCCUUCGGCCUCGACGUGAACGAUCUGCCUCUGGAGACUUAUUGCGAUCAGAUUGCCAAUGAUAUGGAUCUCAUUGCCGCCUUUGAUAAGCGCGAGGCCGCUUCUUUCAUUUUCAGCAACAAGAACAUGCCCCUCUACCCCGUCAGCUGCGCUCCCGCCAGCGACUGGAUGAAGCGCAGUGAUGAUAAGCUCCGUGCCAUCAUCAAGGAGAAGCCCAAGACUGUGUUUGAGUGGCGCCGAGACGCAAUGCUUAAGAAGGAGAGCGAGCUGACCACUCGAAAGCACCGCGUUGUGCAUAACCACAACCAGGAGAACGAGGCCGAGAUGACCAAGAGUGUCAGCCCCAAGAUCACUCCCAAGGUCAGCCCGAAGCCAGCAAGGGAGCCUACCUUUGUCGAUCCCAAGUUCACCGCCGGCGAUCACAACGUCUGA